AUGGCUCUGCUUCAGUCCUCCCUGAUGCCUGUCCUCCUGCGUGCCUUCUACCUUGCUGCCUCAGUUCUUAUCCUCGUCAUACAGGCCGUUCCUGCACUACGCACCCGAUUUCUAGCCUAUGGUCCCCGUGCCACUACACCGCCCACCCAGGAGACCCAGGAGCACCAGAAGCACCACCAGCAGCCCUCGGCACUCAGUCGCGCUCUCGACUAUGCUGCCUCGCUGCAAGUGCCCCAUCACUUCUUCACCCACUUCUACGUCACCUCGGUAGCCUGCUCGCUCCUGUGGGCAUGGCAGAUGGACGUGUGGCAUGCGCAUAGGCAGCAACAAGUGGUUUGGGCGCUCCUGCUGCUUCAGGGUCUGCGGCGCGUGCUCGAGUCACAUGUCUACACUUCAGCCAGCAAGAGCACAAUGUCCGUUGCCCACUGGCUUCUCGGCCUUCUCUUCUACAUCACCAUCAACGCCGCCAUCUGGGUCGAGACGCCUGGCAGCGCAUCAGCCAAUGCAUUCCUUGUGCCAGGAGUCAUCACAGCCCAAAUGCUGCAGCACUCCUACCACGCCUACCUCUACCGCCUGCGCACGGAGAAUAAAGGCUACCAGCUCCCGUCUCACCCCAUGUUUCCCAAUCUGCUCUGUCCGCAUUACACUUGCGAGGUAGUCAUCUACGCAUUGCUAUCGCUCAUAACAGCCCCAGACGGCAGCUUGGUCAAUUGGACUGUGGCCUGUGGAACCAUAUUCGUCGCUACCAAUCUCGGUGUGACGGCAGUAGGUACCAAGGAAUGGUACAUGGCAAAAUUUGGUGCCGAUAAGGUAGGUUCGCGGAAAAGAAUGGUGCCUGCCAUGUGGUAA
This is a messenger RNA of Bipolaris oryzae ATCC 44560, 849 nucleotides long. RefSeq lists its product as uncharacterized. Gene Ontology annotation, molecular function: 3-oxo-5-alpha-steroid 4-dehydrogenase activity. The transcript has 2 exons. Gene Ontology annotation, biological process: polyprenol catabolic process; dolichol-linked oligosaccharide biosynthetic process. The coding region runs from base 1 to 849 and encodes 282 amino acids. Lineage: Eukaryota; Fungi; Ascomycota; Dothideomycetes; Pleosporales; Pleosporaceae. Gene Ontology annotation, cellular component: endoplasmic reticulum. The record is from RefSeq and is a predicted model, not a curated record.